UUCAACCCAGAUAUAAUUGAUGAUUAAGAUAUUGUUAUCGGUCAAAAGCGACCCAAUCCAAUCCAUAAACACCAUGUAGCCUAUAUACUAUUGUCAUCAUUUAUUAUUCUCAUUUAAAGAAAACCGACGGAAAAGAAGAGAAGAAACGGAAGCGGAAGAAAUUAACGGUGGCAGACGGAACCCAAACUGACCCCGCGAGCGUGACUGUUACGGUUGAGUUAUCUAAUCAAUCUUCAUUCUCCUAGCUCAGCUAACCACCCCUCUCAAGAACGCUUCAUACACCCCCUUUCUUCCUCUUCUCACCUCCCACCAUUUUCCCCCCUUUCCGUGGCGGUCACUCACAUGGUCGUGUAACCGUUUCCGAAGGCCAUUGAAGAAGCUGUUUGCUUUCACAACAUGGCCUCCAUCACUUCCGUUGAACUCAACUUCCUUAUAUUUCGAUAUCUUAACGAAUCAGGUUUCACACAUUCUGCUUAUACUUUUGGUAAUGAAGCUGCUAUUAACAAAUGCCCAAUUGAUGGAAAUUUGGUACCGCCGGGUGCUCUUGUUACAUUUGUUCAAAAGGGACUGCAGUACUUUGAGAUGGAAGCCAACUUGAGUAAUUGUGAUGCAGACCUGGAAGAAGAUUUUUCAUUCUUACAACCUUUGGAUCUUAUCACAAAAGAUGUGCAUGAACUUAGGCAAUUGAUAAGUGAUAGAAGGAGAAAACUACAGAAGGAAAGAAAUAAAGAAGUUGAAAAGGAGCAUGAAGCUGAACGUGGACGGGCAAGAGAAAGGGAAAGACAUCAAAAGGAGAAAGAAGUUGAAAGGGAUAGGGAGAGGGUAAAAAAUGCCAGAGAACGAGAACAGCAACAUGUAAAUCACACUGAUAGGGAAGUGGUCAGGCAUCAAGACAAGGUUACUGCAAAGCAUGAAGUGAAUGGAGCAGUUGGAGGACCAGAACCAAUGGAUAUCUGUACAACAUCAACAUCUCAGCCCCGUGAAAUUCCUAGUUCAGAUGUGACAAUCUUGGAAGGACAUACUUCAGAGGUGUGUGCUUGUGCAUGGUGUCCUUCAGCAUCUCUUCUUGCAUCUGGGUCUGGGGAUUCGACAGCUCGUAUUUGGACUAUACCGGAAGGAAGAUGUAAACCUUGUUCACAGAGUGGUCCUUUGGAUGUGUUGGUGUUGAAGCAUGUUAGGGGUAAAACGAAUGAAAAGAGUAAAGACGUCACUACACUUGAUUGGAAUGGAGAGGGGACACUUCUUGCAACUGGUUCAUAUGAUGGGCAAGCACGACUUUGGUCCACUAAUGGUGAACUUAAGAGUACAUUAAGCAAACACAAGGGACCAAUAUUCUCUCUGAAGUGGAAUAAGAGAGGCGAUUAUCUCUUGACUGGUAGUUGUGAUAAAACUGCGAUUGUUUGGGAUGUGCAGGCAGAGGAGUGGAAGCAACAAUUUGAGUUUCAUUCAGGUCCAACACUUGAUGUUGACUGGCGCAGCAAUACGUCUUUUGCCACAAGUUCAACAGACAAUAUGAUAUAUGUCUGCAAGAUUGGUGAAACCCGCCCUGUACAAGCUUUUGCUGGACACCAGGGGGAAGUUAACUGUGUCAAAUGGGAUCCCACAGGUUCAUUGCUGGCAUCCUGUUCUGAUGAUAUCACAGCAAAGAUAUGGAGUUUGAAGCAGGAUAAGUAUCUUCAUGAUUUAAGGGAGCAUUCCAAGGAGAUAUAUACCAUAAGAUGGAGCCCCACUGGUCCUGGUACAAAUAAUCCUAACAAAAAAUUGGUGUUAGCUAGUGCUUCAUUUGAUUCAACUGUAAAGCUAUGGGAUGUUGAACUCGGGAAACUCAUAUACAGCUUGAAUGCACACAGGCAUCCUGUAUACUCAGUUGCAUUCAGUCCCAAUGGUGAGUAUAUAGCAAGUGGGUCUCUUGACAAAUCCUUGCACAUCUGGUCAUUGAAGGAAGGCAAAAUUGUUAGAACAUACGCAGGAAGUGGAGGCAUUUUCGAGGUCUGUUGGAAUAAGGAGGGGGACAAGAUUGCUGCAUGUUUUGCCAAUAAUACAGUUUGCGUUUUGGAUUUCAGAAUGUGAUCAUGAGAAAGAUCAUGUUCUUCUGGCUGGUACAUUGGAUUCUUUCUUUUCCUUCCUCUAGGUUAGAUAGGUGGAAGUGUAUGUUGGUGGAUAGGUUUCCCAUUUUAACUUGUAGGCACAACUCAUUUUUCUUGGAUCAUUUGUUAGUUGUUAUUAUUAGUGAAAAGUAAUUUGUAGGACUGCGCUCAUAAGAAGAAAAAAAUGUAUAGAUUUAGUUGGACAAUAUCUUGUAUAGAUAUCGCUUGACUUCGGUAGUGUGUAUUUAGUUGUGCCUUUUAAGCAUUUUCUGCCGAUUUCUUCCAUUAUUAUGAUAUGUUCGAUGGAAAAGGGAUGGAAUGGGAAUGGUUAAACCUCUACACUUAA
This is a messenger RNA of Cicer arietinum (chickpea), 2433 nucleotides long. RefSeq names its product WD40 repeat-containing protein HOS15-like. The record is from RefSeq and is a predicted model, not a curated record. Gene Ontology annotation, biological process: regulation of transcription by RNA polymerase II. Gene Ontology annotation, molecular function: transcription corepressor activity; protein binding. Gene Ontology annotation, cellular component: histone deacetylase complex. NCBI's taxonomy places the organism in Eukaryota, Viridiplantae, Streptophyta, Magnoliopsida, Fabales, Fabaceae.